Messenger RNA from Dendrobium catenatum, 657 nucleotides. RefSeq names its product acetyltransferase At1g77540. The transcript has 3 exons. The record is from RefSeq and is a predicted model, not a curated record. The coding region runs from base 91 to 468 and encodes 125 amino acids. Lineage: Eukaryota; Viridiplantae; Streptophyta; Magnoliopsida; Asparagales; Orchidaceae.
GGGAGGGGUUGAGACAAAUAGAGAGAGAAAGCGAGAGGGCGAAGGGGCGAGAGUGGAGUAAGAUCACGGGAGCUGUAGGCAGCCGAAGCCAUGGAAGCACCUGCGAUUAUUUGGAAUGAAAAUAUGCAGAGGUUCGAGACAGAAGACAAGGCGGCCUUUCUCGAGUAUCGGCUCAUACGCCCAGCGGCCGCCGCCGAUCGCAAAGGCGAAGUUAGUGCCGAAUCGCCUUCUGUUGAGGAAGAGGGAAAGGGGGAUAGGACGGUGAUGGACAUGUUGCACACCUUCGUGCCAAGGAGCAAAAGGGGGAUGGGUCUCGCCAAACACCUCUGCGUUGCCGCCUUCUCCCAUGCCCAGAGCCGCUCCAUGCUCGUUAUACCCACCUGUUCCUACAUCUCGGAUACUUUUCUGCCACAGAAUCCUUCUUGGAGCCCACUUGUCUACAAUGAAGAGUUUAGAUCUUCGAUGUAAAAUCAUCAGUGCACCAUUUAAACUACUUUGAAGGAUGAACUAUACGAUAUAGAAUUUUGGAGAAGAAGAUAGCCCCUACGGAAUAAUGAGAAGAGUGAUUUAGUGGAACUCCAUUGUUUAUGAAGAUGAUUUAUCAGAGUAUGAACUUGGACAAGACAUUUUUAUAUUCCUAUACUAAUUUUGAAAUUG